GCUGGAGAGGCUUGAACAGGCCUUUUUAGGGUCAUGUGAGUCAUUUUGGGGGGUCAUGUGAGUCAUAUGUACCCUUCUUUGGGGUUGAUUAAAGUUUAUUACGGUCUCUCGUCUUCCGCAAGAACUGAGAGAACUGUGUGAGCAGAUACCCUCGGCAAGUCCUGUGGAUAGACCUGGAUAGAGGAUCCCCUGUUUAUCCACGAUCAGUGGGGUGGCUGUAUGCACAAAAAAUGACGGGACGAUGAGUGGAAAGUUGAGCAUUCCGGCAACCAGUAUGGUGAAGAGAUGUGAAGAGUAUGAUCUGAUAUUAAGGUGAGGAUUGCUCUUGGAACUGGCUGCAGCGAGUUGGUUCAAGAACAUUUGCUUUCUGCUUGAUCUGACUCUAUUGCUAUGGAGAGGGCUUGGAAGCUGCCAGUGAUCCAUGAACUCAGGACAGCUGCAAGUUCCAUCGGAGAUUUUGUGGGAGGAAAGCCUGAAUCUGCCAAGAAGAAGUGGGAGGACUACGGCAACGGGUCUGUUCUUGGUUCACCCUUCAAAGCUGCCUUCUUCGCAGUCAAAGGUGAAUUGGAAGAGGCUGAGAGGUUGGGCCGCGAAAGUGGCCGGACUCUUGGUGGGGCCCCAAAAUCCCAGGGCUGCACGAGAUAGGCAUGUGCGGCAAGUCCUUAAGGCUGGUUGCAGAAGACAACCCCCAAGCAGCCAACGAGGUCUGGACCUCAGACUAUGUUGCGGAUAGUGUCCUGGGAUCAUUAGUGAUGGCCGCUGUUGAGGCGGUUAAAGGUCAGAAUAAUGAUGCCAUGGAGAACCUACGUCGCAGCAUGCGUGCCUGGGAGAAGGCGGAAUUGGCUGUUGACAAUGCCUUGGACGCACUGGAGCGCUUGGCAACGCUUUGCGAUUCCUUGAAUCUGUUCCCACCCUUGGUCUUGGGCUCGCUGCUCACAGUGGGACUGGUGAGGCAGCUGAAGCAGCUUCCGAGAUUCAACUCAGAGGCUCCUUCUCCAGAGAUCCCAGAGAUUCCAAGGGCUGCAGCUCGUCGUCGAUCCGUCAGCGUGUAGCAAGACCAGAUUUGAGAGGGCUUUUUGCAGGGCUCGAGUUCAGCACCCCUUGCUAUAUAGGCUAUAUAGUCGCAACUUACUGGCUGAGUGCCGCGGAAAAAUGAGUGAGUCAACGUUGCCACAGGUUUUUUUGGUACUUUGGUGAUUGGGCUUU
This is a messenger RNA of Durusdinium trenchii, 1206 nucleotides long. Lineage: Eukaryota; Dinophyceae; Suessiales; Symbiodiniaceae. The record is from the annotation of a GenBank genome assembly.